AGAGUCCUGAGGGGCAUUUCAGAUGGCUGGGACAGCCUGAAAAUACGUGCCUUCACCUCUUGCCAAAUUCAGAAUCCUCCCAGCUGUUUGGAAAAAUCUCUUCUGUGCUCUUUUGGAUCAAACACAUUUUAUUGUAUCCUUUGGGACUCAAGAUGCUUCUUUUCUUUUUUCCACUUCCCCUCCUUAUUUCUACUUUAGUUCCUAGCUGUCAAGGCUGUUAUUUCAACUCAUUUCUACUUGUUUUAAUUGCCACAUCCAUUUUUUGAGAAAACUGAAAGCUACUGAGAGUUCUGUCCUCCUUCCCCCGACUUCCCCACUAGGUUUGAAAUCUGUCUGUUUUAGUAAGCAUUUCUCGCUUUUGUACUUUCCCUUUGGGUUUUGUGGUUGCUUCUCUCAUUUCUACUCUCCCUAUGUUCUUGUUAUUUAUCUGCAAGAGCUAUUGACUGUAUGAUAAUAACACUUGCCCACAAUGGAAGAAAUGCUCAGCCUCAUUGCCCUCUUGUGUUCUCCUUCAGGCUGUCAUGUAUGUUUGAAGAGAAGCUCAUGAACGUAUCUCGUUUCUCUAGGAUCUCUCCAUUAGCAAAACAGCAAGGCUUUUUGUAGCCCAAGCUGGGAGCUGGAAACAGGAGAAAUCGCUGAUGGCAGUCGCUGAGUGCCACCAAGUAUACAAUACAGAGCUCUUGAUCAAAUACCAUCCUGUCUGUUUAAGGACCCAGUGUGCCCGGGAUCUUGGUAGAAAUUACCUGUGACUCCACCCGCUCACCCAGCUGCUUCCGCCCUGAGCUGUCCGGAGUCUGGAGAAGAUGAAGACGUCUGUGGUUUUCGCCCUUCUCGGCUACCUGAUGGCUCCAAGUGGUGCUGCUGUCCUGGGGCGCUGUGUGGUGGCUAAGAGGCUUCAGGAAGGAGGCCUGAGUGAUUAUGAGGGCUAUAGCCUUGAAAACUGGGUGUGCCUGGCUUAUUUUGAGAGCAAAUUCAACCCCGAGGCUGUCUACGAGAAUGUGCGUGAUGCCUACGUGGGCUUCGGCCUCUUUCAGAUUCGCAACACCAACUGGUGUGACAAGGGCCAGAACCUGUGCCACGUGUCCUGUUCCGAUUUAUUGGAUCCAAAUUUAAAGAAGACAAUUGAAUGUGCCAAGAAAAUUGUAAAAGGAAAAGAAGGGAUGGGAGCAUGGCCCUCCUGGACCCUGAACUGCCAGUUCUCCGACACUCUGGCACGCUGGUUGGAUGGAUGUAAGCUGUAGCUACCAGGGUGGCCCUUGCAACACUCACCAGAUGCAUCUUUUGAAUGAAGGUGCUUUCCUGCUUGCUACUCAAUCCUGUUGAUUAUCUCACUGCUUGACAGGUCCAGAUGGAAAAGGACAAAACUUUCCUUCACCCAGGGAUGCUGGAGGCAGAAUAAACC
This is a messenger RNA of Rhinolophus ferrumequinum (greater horseshoe bat), 1402 nucleotides long. It is a transcript of the gene LYZL4, whose product is annotated as lysozyme like 4. NCBI's taxonomy places the organism in Eukaryota, Metazoa, Chordata, Mammalia, Chiroptera, Rhinolophidae. The transcript is spliced from 5 exons. Gene Ontology annotation, cellular component: sperm flagellum; acrosomal vesicle. The record is from RefSeq and is a predicted model, not a curated record. Gene Ontology annotation, molecular function: lysozyme activity. The coding region runs from base 804 to 1241 and encodes 145 amino acids. Gene Ontology annotation, biological process: fusion of sperm to egg plasma membrane involved in single fertilization.